Molecule: messenger RNA, 4342 nt
Organism: Chelmon rostratus (copperband butterflyfish)
Lineage: Eukaryota; Metazoa; Chordata; Actinopteri; Chaetodontiformes; Chaetodontidae
Product: C-terminal-binding protein 1
Exons: 11
Coding region: 184-1515 (443 amino acids)
Molecular function (GO): NAD binding; transcription corepressor activity; oxidoreductase activity, acting on the CH-OH group of donors, NAD or NADP as acceptor
Source: RefSeq, a predicted model, not a curated record
GAGAGAGCGAGAGAGAAAAGAGGGGGAGCACAUGUGUAUGCUUGUCACUAAGGGGCUGGGAGAAGGACUAAGGGAAGCGAGGUAGCUGGCCACAGCCGCCAUAUGCUGACUGGAUUCCUGUUCAUGUCUGCUGUGUGAAGACUGUAGGUUUCUGUUGUGUGCUGGCCGGCUGGGGAACACACCAUGGGAAGCUCACAUCUCCUCAACAAAGGCAUGCCUCUAGGCAUCAGACCACCCAUCAUGAACGGGCCUAUGCACCCGCGCCCCCUGGUGGCGCUGCUGGACGGGCGCGACUGCACUGUGGAGAUGCCCAUCCUGAAAGACGUAGCAACCGUCGCCUUCUGUGACGCUCAGUCCACACAGGAGAUCCACGAGAAGGUGCUGAAUGAAGCUGUAGGAGCUCUGAUGUAUCACACCAUCACUCUGAUGAGAGAAGACCUGGAGAAGUUUAAAGCUCUGCGCAUCAUCGUCCGCAUCGGCAGCGGCUACGACAACAUUGACAUCAAAUCUGCCGGGGAACUGGGCAUAGCUGUAUGCAAUAUGCCAGCAGCCUCAGUGGAGGAGACGGCGGACUCCACGCUCUGUCACAUCCUCACCUUGUACCGACGCACCACCUGGCUGCACCAGGCUCUCCGGGAGGGCACGCGGGUUCAGAGCGUGGAGCAGAUCCGAGAGGUGGCGUCAGGAGCGGCGAGGAUCAGAGGAGAGACGCUGGGACUUAUAGGGCUCGGUCGAGUGGGCCAGGCCGUCGCACUGCGAGCCAAAGCCUUUGGCUUCAAUGUGAUCUUCUAUGACCCUUAUUUGGCUGACGGUGUAGAGAGAUCCCUGGGACUACAAAGGGUCACCACACUACAGGACCUGCUCUUCCACUCCGACUGCGUCUCUCUGCACUGCAGCCUCAACGAACACAACCACCACCUGAUCAACGACUUCACCAUCAAACAGAUGCGCCAGGGGGCGUUCCUGGUGAACACGGCCAGGGGGGGUCUGGUGGACGAGAAGGCCCUGGCUCAGGCCCUGAAGGAGGGGAGGAUACGUGGAGCUGCUCUGGAUGUUCACGAGACAGAGCCUUUCAGUUUCAGUCAGGGCCCGCUGAAGGACGCUCCCAACCUGAUCUGCACCCCACACGCUGCCUGGUACAGCGAACAGGCAUCGCUGGAGAUGAGGGAGGAGGCAGCCAGGGAGAUCCGAAGGGCUAUCACAGGUCGUAUCCCGGACAGUCUGAAGAACUGCGUGAACAAGGAGUUCCUCACCCAGAACAACCACUGGGCAGGAGUUGACCCGGCCACCGUCCACCCCGAGCUCAACGGGGCUUAUAGGUAUCCCCCAGGAGUGGUGAGCUUGCCAGCCGGCGGCCUGCCGCCACCCGUUGAAGGCAUUGUGCCCAGCGCCGUGCCCAUCGCACACACCCUCCCGCCCGCCGUCACACACCCUCCUCAUGCCCCGUCCCCCGGACAAAAUACAGUCAAGCCACCAGAGGGCGACAGAGAGCAGCAUCCGAACGACCAACUGUAGCCACACACACAAGCACACUACCACACACAUACACGCUUGCCUGUGUUGUCUGGUGACCUGAGGAGGUUGGCAUGGCAACCGGGAUCAUAGCGAUCAGUUCCCUAGUGACAAGUUGUUAUCAGACAGGUUCACAGAGUGUCAGAUCGACAGGUUGAGGUCCCAAUAACAAUCGAUUCACAACUCUCUGGCAAUUGGUUCGCAGCAGCCAGCUCACACUCCAAAGAGGAGGAAGAGGAUGAUGCCCGUAAAGAGGAUGAUGAUGAGGAGUGGAUAGCUGUCAGAUGCUCUAAUCGAAGAGCAAGACAAUUGUCCUCUGCUCCAACCGGAAGUCCCAAGAAAAGAUGUAUGUAUAGAUCCACAGGUUUAUCUUCACAUAACUACAGUUUAGUCGACUUUUAAACAGUUUUCUCCGCCAGAAGUUAAAAAAAAAACAACAACUAUCUGUUGAUUUGGGGAGAAAAAAUACUGAAUCAAAUCUGCUGUCUUAGACUGUCGUGUGUCCAACGUUAGAGGGGCCCGUUUCAUGUCUUUCUCUCUUUUUCUGUGUCCUUUCCUUAGUUUGAUGUACAAGCAAAAGUAGUAGGUUAUGAAAUGAAUGUAACCUGUCUGUGUACAGUUUUUAGACUUGCGGCAAAAAGACACUGAUAUUUGUAUUCCAGUCUUAAGAAAAACAAGGGUUAUGUGAUCUCUCUAUGUAGCCAAACUGGUUUGAGAAUACAGUAUCUGUUUUUUGUUCUUUUUUUUUUUGUGUCCCCAAAAUUAACAAGCCCCAUAAAAAAGAGGCAGCUUUUUGCACACCAUCUCAGGAAAUCAAGUUUCCGCAGUUGGUAUAUUGUUUUUUAAGAUUUUUGGUUUCAAAAAUUCCUUUUUAAUGCCACUUAGUGCUUUUGUUUUUCUACCUGCUUGCCUUUUUGUGUCCCGCUACAUUAGAGGAAGAACUUUAACAAGAGCUAAAGUUGAUCUAAUGUUCGCUUUUGUUUGUUGUGUUUAGGGGGCAUGUGAUUUUGCUCUUGGGACUUGUGUAAAUGUUUGACCCAGACUGAGGGGGUUGUGGGAGAAAAGGCUGUAGGGAGGUGGCAUAAUGGUAUGCUUGGCUGGGACGAGUUUUAUCCCUCGUGGCUCAUUUGAAUUUACGAAAUAAUGUGGGUGGGUUAAUUAUUUUGGCGGACAAAGCAGGUUAUGGACGACGCAAUGCACUGAGAGUUUGUAGCAGCUUACGGUUCGAGAAACCGUCUCAUGAAAGGUUAUUAUCUUUGUCUUCUUCAUGUCUAAUGAUCCAGUACUUCCACUUUUACACAUACUAACUGUCCAGGUCAUGGAGUAACAGUUCAGAGCACCAAGGUUUACAAAUUAUGCGCAACAUUGGUGAAUCAGUGUGUUGCUUCAUGCUGCUGUAUCAGCGUUUGCCCUUCUAACGACGGAUCUGUCAAAUCUUGUGAAAAACUGCAUCAACAAGCUUAAUAUAUCAGUUAUUUAACUAAUCUGCAUUCUGCCAAAGCUACUUUGAAUUCCUGUUUGAAGUUAAACUCGCUUAUACAGAUGUGACAUCCAGCUAAGGACAGCUAACGGUUACUGACUACAAGGAAUAGUCGUGUUCUUGAAGAUCGUUCAAACUUAAAAAAACUACGAGGCUCGUAUACUUUGUAAAAGAGGAACGAUCUGCUUGUGGGAGCAGCAGCGAGAGAGACCGCAUAUGCACAAUAAAGACGUUUCAUGAUAGCAUGUCAGAACGUACUGAUUUCUCCAGUGUAGUAUCCCUUUAACAUUUCAUGAUGGGUCCUUCCUGAGUAUACCGUUUCGCCACCCUCUGUGGCCUCUGUGUCUAUGUGUACAUAUGGUGUUCUGCCUGCCUGUGUCAAUGUGACUUGGUUGUAUCUGUGUCUAAAAAAGCAGCACUGGGAGGAGGGGUGGUGGCUCAUACUCUCCACAAGGCAUCAUUGCUAAGACUGCCAUCUAAAUACACAACUAAACACUAUGUCAAAAAUGCUUAGAACUUCAAAUCUAAGCCAGCAAACUGAGACAAUAAUCUACUUUCACUGGUGACAUUCCCACAAUGUAAACAAGAUGCCGAUAUCGCCACAUCCGUCGUGAAAUAUCUGCAACUCUUUUUCUAUCUGGAGUAUUUAUUACUGAUUCCAGUUCACGUGUUGUUGAUGUUAGCCGGACAGCUAAGUGACGGUGCUUUUUGGAUCCCCUUCUACCAGCAGCUGAGUAGUUGAAAACAGUUCACUGUUGCCUACCUGGUCUUCUUCAUGGUGAGGUAGUAAGAGUAGCAAUCAGGGAUGGAAAUUUCACUAGCCAUGAGUGAGUAUAUUACAGCCCGGGCUAGUGCCGAGCUCUCACUGGCCAGAAUCUGGAGAGGGGCGUCUAGCACAGAAGGUACUGAGGUGACAUUUAAAUAUCACCUUCAGACUAGAGCCCCAAAAUCCUGACAGGAAUGCUGGAAUAUUCAGACUUUUACUCGUAGUCUUUCCUCACCAGAUGCCUGCCGAUAUGUGGAGGAGAAACUCUUUGCUAAUACUUCUUAAUAUAAACUGUAAGCAUUCCUCAUUCAAACCGAUGGGUGCCACAAGUAAAGACAACAGACUCGCUUUUCAAGUGUCGAGGUGCUCCUUGAAAUUCCAUCCCUGGUAGUAACACACAGUCCACUGUUGCCUACCUUGGUCCCCUUUAUGGUAAAGUAGUAGGCGUAGCAAUAUACAGUAUACAUAUUCUAUAUUCUACAGUAAAUAUCAUUAUUUUUGGUCAAAACUGACAACCUGACAAAGAUAUGUUUGUGACUGUAUGCAUUUGUAUGAAUUAUUUUAAAAGGAAAUAAACUGUGGAA